This is a messenger RNA of Colletotrichum acutatum, 512 nucleotides long. RefSeq lists its product as uncharacterized. The record is from RefSeq and is a predicted model, not a curated record. The transcript has a single exon. NCBI's taxonomy places the organism in Eukaryota, Fungi, Ascomycota, Sordariomycetes, Glomerellales, Glomerellaceae. The coding region runs from base 181 to 441 and encodes 86 amino acids.
GUAAAGGCAUGGCUGCCACUCCAUGUGUCUGAAGGCUGUAGAUCUCAGCCGAAGCGAUGCUUGAUCCCAUUAGUGCUUGAUUCGCUGAAUGCCUCGGGUGGCGCGGGAUGGCUGUGUCAUGAGUCCGAAGGCAGUCGGCCAAACGGACUUACAUCCUUUCAGAGAUGAACGUUACCAUCUAUGCAAAUUCCGACACUUGGCUUUCGGGGUGCCCAUUGCUUUGAGUCCAUAUCUCUUACAAUGACCAAGCCACGAUCGUUCGCGCCUCCUCCAGGAACGAUCUUGAAGGUGUCCAUCAGCCGGCCCAUUCACGGCAAUAUUCCUUAUAUUUCUCGCGAGAUUGUGGUACUCGACGAUAAUAGUCCAAACGCCCGGAUGUAUGAUCCCAGCUCAAUAGAAAAAGGAGGCGGCACAGCGCCGAUGAUGGCGCGUGCAGAAUGAGGUUGCAGACAAUGUUGAUUGUAGACCAUUUUCAGGUCAAGCGCAACGCUGGUUGACACUACCUUAUGGCA